Messenger RNA from Leptidea sinapis, 2847 nucleotides. RefSeq names its product sialin-like. Bases 1605 to 2789 code for a protein of 394 amino acids. Gene Ontology annotation, biological process: monoatomic anion transport; transmembrane transport. Lineage: Eukaryota; Metazoa; Arthropoda; Insecta; Lepidoptera; Pieridae. Gene Ontology annotation, molecular function: transmembrane transporter activity. The transcript is spliced from 7 exons. The record is from RefSeq and is a predicted model, not a curated record.
UUUUUGAAAGUUAUUAACAACACGAUUCACUUUCAGCUAAGAAACUAGCAACUUUUUUUGAAUCGCUCAGUUUGACACAAGCUAUCCAGUUUAGGUUGAAAUAUUACCUCAUGGUAUGAAUGAACAAACGAACUAAAACAGUUUGCGAUUCAAUUUCGAACUUGAUUUGACGUCUACCUAAAUUCGAUCGCUCUAAUAACGUCGUGGUAUGAAAUAACAAGGCAGUUCAUUUUAGAUCGUCAGUUGAAUCACAAUAAGAGUUCAUGGUAGGCCCGCUGGAUUGAAUAAACUCACUGAAAGAAUUUGCUGCUUGCAUUGCUUCUUGACAAGAAAAUAUUUUAAUGUGUCAUGAGAAAUAUGUUAACUGUAAAAAAGUGUCCAAAUCAGGGAGAGCAUACUAGUCGGUUGGAGUCAGGUCUAGCAAGUACGGGAGAUGUCGUUUGAUUUCUUGAUGCAGGUUCUGUAUAGUUAAAGCGAUUUCUCAAGCAAUGUCCUGCGUUAAUAGGAGCUAUUAUGUUGCUAGUUGUAUUGAAGCACAGUUAAUUUAAAAUCCAAAAGAAAAAAACUAUGGUCAGUCAAACUAUCCAAUGUUAUACAUUUUUAACGGACUUCCAAAAAGGAGGAGGUUCUCAAUUCGUCGGUAUGUUUUUUUUGUGUUUGUUACCUAAGAACUUUCUACUGGCUGAACUGAUUUUAAUAAUUUUUUUUUUAUUUGAAACACCAGGUUUCCCGCGUGGUCCUAUUGCAAUUGCAAUUCCAAAUAUAUCAAUAAUCGUAACUAGAAUUAGAUUGCAUAAAAUAUGCAAUUAUUUUUAUACUUUUCAGUGUAAAUUAUAUCUAUUGUUUUGGAAAAGUGUUUUUGAAGUCGGUUGUUUUUUGUUUUUUUUUUUAUUUAAAUCUAAAUUGCUCUACCUUUUUUUGUAUAAGAGGGGGCAAACGGGCAAGAGGUUGAUGGGACGUGGUGAGGCAGCCACCCAUGGACAUCCGCAAAACCAGGGGUCAAAAGAUGCGAUGCCGGCCUUUAAGUAUGCUCUUUUCUAGAAUGUCACUAAGUCGCAUCGGUUCGGGAAAACAACAGCCGGUAUUUGAUUCCACAUGUUCUAGCUGUCAUGUGAAUGAGUUUGUAUUAAAAAUGAUUGCAACAAGAAAAUUUAAUUUGAAUACAAGAUACCAAAGCACCACAACAGCAAUUUCAUAAUUAAACUCUAAUUAUUAUUAUGUGCCAUAUGCUAUAAGUUGCAGUCUUAUGAUGCAAUCUUGACGUGAAUAGAAGAUAGUACAGUCUCAUGGUAACCCCUAGCCACCACUUUGAUUCAUAAGAUUCGUGUUCCUUAUUCGUGUUCUUGUUAUUACAAAAUUUCCUUACUAAAUAAACCUGUUAAUAUGGUUGUUUGAUAAAGUAUUGUUAAAAGAACGAUGAAUACUAUAAUUGUUUCACACGCUGUGAAUUUCAGUAUGCUACGCUCAACUGGAAUGAAGAGACUCAAGGUUUAAUUUUGAGUGGUUUUUACUACGGUUACGGUAUUACACAAUUUCUAGGAGGUUAUUUGGCGGAAAAGUAUAAAGGAAAAUGGAUUCUUGGGAUUGGAUUAUUGAGUACAGCCAUGUUUACAUUUAUUACUCCUGUCGUGAUAAGAAUAGGAGGUUCUACUUGGCUUUUUAUUUUGCGGGUGCUACAAGGAAUGGGUGAGGGACCCACAGUACCUGGAAUGAUGAUUAUGAUGUCAAGAUGGACCCCACCCCACCAACGAGCGAUUCAAAGUGCAUUAAUAUUUGGCGGAGCAUUACUUGGAAAUGUAUUUGGUGCAUUUAUUUCCGGUGUCAUCAUGUCUGGUGGAAGAGACUGGGCCUAUGUGUUCUACUUUUUCGGAGUAUUUGGCGUCAUUUGGUUCAUAUUAUGGACAUUCCUUUGCUACAGUGAACCGAACGAUCAUCCAUUUAUAACUAAAGAAGAAUUGGAAUAUCUCAGCAAAACUGUGACAAGAGCUGAAAUCACAUCAAAAAAAGAUCCAGUGCCGUGGAAGGCGAUAUUUCGCUCGCCUGCAGCGUGGGCUCUCAUAUGUGCAGGGAUUGGUCAUGACUGGGGAUUCUACACAAUGGUUACAGAUUUGCCAAAAUAUAUGCACGAUGUCCUCAAAUUUGACAUAGCGACAACUGGUUCACUUUCAUCAUUACCUUUUAUUGCAAAAUGGGUCGCAGGUUUUAUUUUUGGCUUCUCGUGUGACUAUGGCAUCAAGAAAAAAUGGUACAGCGUCAGAAACGGAAGAAUAUUGUACACUACAAUUGGAUCGACUUUCCCCGCAAUUUUGUUAGUAUGUGCUUCCUAUGCCGGGUGUAACAGAAACGCUGCAACAACAUAUUUUAUACUGGCCAUGGGAUGUAUGGGUGGAUACAACAGCGGAAUGAAGGUGAACACGCUGGAUGUGGCACCAAAUUACGCGGGUUCAGUUACAGCCAUUAUAAACACCGUGACAACAUUUGCUGGAAUCAUUUCACCACACUUAAUAGGCCUACUGACGCCUGACUCAACGCUGAUUCAAUGGAGAACUGCAUUUUGGGUAACAUUUGUGGUAAUGGUUGGAUCGAACAUUGGCUACGCUAUCCUGGCAGAUGGUAAACAGCAGUGGUGGGAUGAUGUUAGACAAUUUGGAUACCCACCCAGUUGGAAACACGGCCCGAUUAUAAAAGAUGACGUACCACACAAAUCACUCACCGUGGUGCUUAUAAGUGAUAAUGAAGAAACGAUAAAAGUAGAAGCAGAUAAGAAUGAAACACCAGUCACUAAGUAAUUUUUAUAAUAAUGAAUAGGUAAUGUGUAGAUAUUUUAAAAUAAAUUAGUUGAAAAGA